Acanthocheilonema viteae is the source of this 1887-nucleotide messenger RNA. The record is from the annotation of a GenBank genome assembly. Lineage: Eukaryota; Metazoa; Nematoda; Chromadorea; Rhabditida; Onchocercidae.
AUUGAAUUACAAGCGUUACAAGGUCAAAGUAUGCUAGAGAAUAAUGUGGAACGUGAGAAAGAAAUGGAAAGAUUACGAGCAGAGCUUGUCGAUGCUACAAAAGUAGCUCGGGAACUUUUCGGUGAUACGAUAAACAGUAGAAGAAUUGAUGUUUCAAGUGCAGAAAUGCAAUGUAAAAUUACAGCGCUUAAUGAGACUGUUGACAAGUUGCAUUCGGAAAUUAAGCAACACGAAAUGGAAAAUGAUAAACUUACGCGUAAUUUAGAGAUGAAAGAUAUUGAAAAUCAGAGAGUAAACGCUGAACUAAAAAGAUUACGAGAGGAAAUAUUUGGAAGUGCAGAAGAUGAAAUUAGUCGUUUGGAAAAACAGCUUAAUUAUCGAGAACAGCAGAUUGAAAAAUUAACAGCUAAAUGUUCAUUGUUACAAGUUGAAUUAAGCUCUAUGUUUGAUGCUCCCGAUCAGAAAAUAGCAAGUUCUGUUUUUGCAAUGAAUUUCGUCAAGAAAUCAUUUAUACCGGAAGAAGGCAAAACAGAUGAUAGAAGUGAAGUGGAACUGGAAGAAUCAGUUGAAGAUGAUGUUAAUUUGUCGGAUAAAAUAAAAGAGUGUGAUACUGAAUGGAAGACAUAUCCGGAGGGCAUAUUAAAAACUCAAAAAAAGCCUUUAAAAUUGGCUGAAAAGAAGGAGGAACACGGAAGGGGCCUGGAAAGUUUGGAAGCCAGCGCGUUGAUCAUUUCAUCACUCAAUCAUGAAUUGAUGCUACUCAUGCAGGAAUUAGAUGAGAAAGAUCGCCAGUUGCAAUGCAUGGAGAAAAGUGUGGAACAUGCAGCAAGCAAUAUUGACGAAUUGAAAGUGAAUUAUUUUAAUUUGCAAAAGAAAGUAUCGGAGAAUGAUAUGACGCAAUACAAUAAAGCCAUGGAUGAGUUACGUGAAAAAGUACAAUGUUAUGAGAUUGAAAUUGAGGAACAUCAGAAAUUAGCCAAUUCGAUACGCUUAAGUGGAAAUGAAAUACAACAAAAAGUAGAAGAAAUGAAUAGACAAGUGAUAGCGGAACGAUUGCGAAAUCUUCAACUCAUACGAAAAUUGGAAAUUGUUGAACGAAAUCGAAAUAAUCAAAAUGUUGAAUAUAGGAAACUUGAGAGAAACUAUCAGGAACAGUGCCUGUUACAUAUGAGGCAAUUUAAAAUUGCCAAUUAUGAAUCAGAUUUAGCAACAAUUGAGAUAGCACGUCUUCAGACACUUUUGUUACAUUCUGUUCCUAAAAAAGAUUAUGAUGAAUUACUGUCACAACAUAAACAAUUGUUAGCUUCUGAUGACAAUUAUAAAUCGAUAAAUGAUUUCAAAAAUGAUCAAAUGAAAAAUGAAUACAUCGUUGUAAAUCUUUUGGAGAUGAGUGAUGAAACAAAAAAUGCUGAAAUUGCAGUAGAAAAUGCACACUUAAAGGAAAUGAUAAAUGUUCUAAGAAGCCAAAAUGAAUAUUGGCAAAUUGAAGUGGAGAAAAUUCGAGAGCAAAAUACUGAAAUGAUGCAUUUUCUGGAAGAUAUUGAAAGUGAAUCACAAAUGAAAAGUUUAUUGGUUGCCUUAGAAAGACGCUUUCUAAAAGCACUUUCGGAUCAAGCGAAAUUUUCACAAAAUCAAAAAUUAACUGAUCAUCAAUUGCUGGAUCAACAGAACGAAUUUGCUAAGAAAAAACGAAGUUGGGCAAAUGAGAAGAAAAAAUUGAUCCAAAUGAUCAGAUCAUUGCAGCUACUCUUCCAGCGUAUGCGAUCAAAUUCAAUGGAAUUACUAACUGUAGAACAAAUGCUACAAUAUAAGAAAAAAUUUAUUGAGAUUAAUGCUAAUUAUGCAAAAAGUCAGAAGUAUAAAGAAGAGAAUCAUAUGUUGAAAUGA